Emys orbicularis (European pond turtle) is the source of this 969-nucleotide messenger RNA. RefSeq names its product olfactory receptor 51G2-like. Lineage: Eukaryota; Metazoa; Chordata; Testudines; Emydidae. Gene Ontology annotation, biological process: G protein-coupled receptor signaling pathway. Gene Ontology annotation, cellular component: plasma membrane. Bases 1 to 969 code for a protein of 322 amino acids. The record is from RefSeq and is a predicted model, not a curated record. Gene Ontology annotation, molecular function: olfactory receptor activity; G protein-coupled receptor activity. The transcript is spliced from 2 exons.
AUGUCAGCUGUCAAUGACACCAAGUUCAAUUCUGCAGUGUUCCUUCUCACUGGGAUACCUGGCCAGGAAAACGUCCAUCUCUGGAUCUCUAUCCCCUUCUGCUUAAUUUAUGUUACUUCAAUAGUAGGAAAUUCAGUCGUUCUGUUCAUUAUAAAAACUGAUUCAAAGCUCCAUGAGCCCAGAAAACAGAAGGGUUCUAUGUACAUUUUCCUUUCCAUGUUGACCAUCACAGACCUUGGCAUAUUGAUAUCCACCAUGCCGACAAUACUGGGCAUAUACUUGUUUAACUCUAUGGAGAUCAGCUUCGAAGCCUGUUUUGCCCAGCUGUUCUUCAUCCACUCUCUUCAAUUAAAUGAAUCCUCCAUGCUCUUGUUGAUGGCCUUUGACCGCUUCGUCGCUAUCUGUAACCCACUGAGAUAUUCUUCCCUCUUAACCCUGCAGACAAUAGACAAUAUGGGACUGGUAUUUGUGCUAAGAAAUUUGGCUGUAAUAUUCCCACUCCCAUUUCUACUGAAAAGGUUCCGAUACUGUCGAGCCAAUGUCCUCUCCCAUUCCUACUGCCUGCAUCAAGAGGUCAUGAAGAUGGCUUGCUCGGAUAUCACAGUGAACAGCAUCUACGGGUUGUUUAUUACACUCUUAACAGUGGGAUUGGACUCGCUGCUCAUCUUCCUCUCUUAUGUGAUGAUCCUCAAAACAGCACUGAGCAUUGCGUCCAAUGCAGGGUGCCUCAAGGCCCUGAACACCUGCGUCUCCCACCUCUGCGCCGUCCUGCUCUUCUACACACCAAUGAUCGGCCUGUCUGUGAUACACAGAUUUGGAAAGGGCUCAUCUCCCUUGCUUCAAACUGUCCUGGGAUACAUCUCCCUGCUGGUCCCACCCCUGAUUAAUCCAAUCGUGUACAGCAUGAAAUGCAGACACCUGCGUGUGGGGAUAAUCAGGGCAUUCUUCAAGUGCAGGUUCAGUUCAUGA